Molecule: messenger RNA, 384 nt
Organism: Lottia gigantea (owl limpet)
Lineage: Eukaryota; Metazoa; Mollusca; Gastropoda; Lottiidae
Exons: 1
Source: RefSeq, a predicted model, not a curated record
ACACAAGAUAAUAUGUCCAGAGCUCAGGAUAAGUCUAAUACACACGAUAAUGUGUCCAGAGCUCAGGAUAAGUCUAAUACACAAGAUAAUAUGUCCAGAGCUCAGGAUAAGUCUAAUACACAAUAUAAUGUGUCCAGAGCUCAGGAUAAGUCUAAUGCACAAGAUAAUAUGUCCAGAGCUCAGGAUAAGUCUAGUACAAAAGAUAGUAUGUCCAGAGCUCAGGAUAGGUCUAAUACACAAGAUAAUGUGUCCAGAGCUCAGGAUAAGUCUAAUACACAAGAUAAUAUGUCCAGAGCUCAGGAUAAGUCUAAUACACAAGAUAAUAUGUCCAGAGCUCAGGAUAAGUCUAGUACAAAAGAUAGUAUGUCCAGAGCUCAGGAUAGG